AUGACUACCACUGUCGCCUCGAGUGUUCAGACAGCAGCGAUUGCUGCAUCAACAACAGCAAAUGCGGCCACCACAAGCACUACGGCAACGGCUACGACCACUACUGUCGCCCUUGUCACUGUAUUUACUGCACCGUCCUCUUGCUCGUCCAGUUGGACUUACGAAGCUUCCACCUACAAUGGCAUUUCCAGCGGUCUUCUAUUGCAGAAUGCUAUUUCCGAAGAUAUAGACGGAACUUGUUUCCCACCUGGCUUUGAUCAGAGUGGACGUGUCUUCGAGGACCAGAUCUUCAGCCCCGGCGCCUGUCCCGACCACUAUACCACCCACACACCACUUCAAGUGAGCGGCGCGAUCACUACCGCCGCCUGUUGUUUAAAGAAUUUCACGUUUUAUACUUCGUCUGACUACCAAGGCUGUUUGAGCACCUUCACCGGAUCAACCAGUGUGGCCGCACGAGCAGGAGGCUUCGGUUCCUCGGACUACACCACCAGCACCACGAUCUCUGGCACCUAUACAAUGUGGGGGCUUCCGAUCGUCAUCGAAUACCAGUCCAGUGAUUUGAGUCUAUACACGACAGCCACGGCAACAUCAACGACUUCAACGACAUCAACGACAUCAGCGGCUCCCUCUACCCAAUCAUCCUCUUCCAGCAGCGGCCUAUCAACAGGCGCAAAGGCAGGCAUUGCUGUCGGAGCGGUCGUUGGUGCAUUACUGCUCUUGGGCCUGUUUGGCUUCUGGCUGCGUCGCUCGAGAGCAGAGAAACGAAGGCAAAUUACUCCUAUCGCACCCGAGACGACCUCCCAGCCAGCAGAACUAUACCAGGAUCAAGUCUAUGAGGCGCCGGCGAAUGAGAAUGCAGUGCCGAUAGAAGCAGACUCCACGGCGGUCAAACCUGCUCAACCACCUAGUGUUGUUGCCGAGUUGCCAUGA
Molecule: messenger RNA, 930 nt
Organism: Penicilliopsis zonata CBS 506.65
Lineage: Eukaryota; Fungi; Ascomycota; Eurotiomycetes; Eurotiales; Aspergillaceae
Exons: 2
Coding region: 1-930 (309 amino acids)
Source: RefSeq, a predicted model, not a curated record